AUGGGAAGGCCAGUGGCGGGGAGCCGAGCCGUGAGAGCAAACAAAGGUGGAAUCUGGCGGAGUGGCUGGCCCAACCCAGCCUUGCUGACAGAGCAGAGGCCCACGGCCGUGAGGGGCCCGCCGAGACUGUUCUGGUCCCUGCUGGCUCUGGCUCUGGACGGACAGGUGGGCUCGAGGCUGGCACGCAGAGGGGAGAGAAGUCAUGGACACUCUGGGGGCCUGGUGUCUGGCCAGGACCUGCCCUCAGUCCUGUGCCAGGCUGACGUCACCAAGCGUGAGGCCCGUCACCGGGCGCAGGGCCUGGCCACCUUGGCCCCUAACAACGCCGUGCUCUCCAUCUGGGAGCUUUUGUGCACGCAGUGUGCUUGCCGCAGACUCUUGCUGUCAACGACUGCUCCUCGUGGAGGGGACUGUGUGACUGUGAUGGAGGGCAUGCGGGGCGGAUAUUUGCAGAAGUUUGGACAGGACCAGUGUGCUGUGAUGCAACCAGACCACGGGCAGCCUCUGGGCCAGGUGAGCACUUUCUCAAUCAUUUUCCCCUUGAUCCGCGAUAGCAAGAUGGCCGAGAGGCAGCCCCAGGCUCUUCCACUUACGAGUAAGGGCAAGCCACGCCUUGGGCGGAAGCCAGCAGCUGUGGGCCUGCUUGGUUCUGUAGUCAUCCAGCCGCUCCGGGCUCCGCUCUGGACGGUCCCAGAGGAGGGGUCGGGGACGAGGGAGAAGCACACUGAACUGCGGAAAUCUUCAUUUGGCUGUGAGUCCCAAACCGAUGCGUUAGCCUUUCUAGAAGCACUGGUUGCCAUGGUGACAGAAGCGGUGCCAAUUGCAGGAGUUGUUUUUGUGGUUAGGGUGCCUGUCUUAGACAAAGAGAGUGAGGCCAAGCCGACAGCCGCCAUCCUCCCACUCUUCCAAGGGUUGGAUAUUGUCAACUCUGGCCUCAGAAGAUUCCAUCGACGUUCAGACAUCAAAGAGCAUGCAAUUAAUAAUGGGCAUCUGGAGGACUGA
Messenger RNA from Rangifer tarandus platyrhynchus (Svalbard reindeer), 1002 nucleotides. The record is from the annotation of a GenBank genome assembly. Lineage: Eukaryota; Metazoa; Chordata; Mammalia; Artiodactyla; Cervidae.